Messenger RNA from Didymodactylos carnosus, 2373 nucleotides. NCBI's taxonomy places the organism in Eukaryota, Metazoa, Rotifera, Eurotatoria, Philodinida, Philodinidae. The record is from the annotation of a GenBank genome assembly.
AUGUUGAGAGAUGCGCGCGAUGAUGUAAAAAAAUUUCUCAAUGAUACACAAUUGACAUUAGUCACAGAUCAGAAUGAUCAUUUUAAUGGCACAAUUUACUAUGAACAAGAUUUGCCAUCGAUAUGUUGGGAAAAAGAUACUACGUCAUGUUGGAAACCAAUAUUAUCAAAUAUUAGUCGAAUACAUGUGAUCAAUAUGAAUCAUUUAGACGUAGGAUACAAUGGAAUACCAAAAAUCGGUUUUAUAAACAAUAUUUUAAAUAUUUAUUUUCAUCAAUAUUUUCCAAGAGCAGCACUAUUAGCUGAACAAAUAAGAAAAGUUUAUCCGGAAGAAUCAUUUGUUUAUACCACUCAUCCAUGGUUAUUAGAUUUAUUUUUCAAUUGUCCAACAAAUUUAGUAUUGAGUGGUAUCAAAUUGAUAUGUCCCAGUGAUGAGGAGCUUGCUCUUAUUGAAAAUUCCAUUCGAUCAGGCCACAUCACAUGGCAUGCUGCUGCAAUGAAUAUGCAGUAUGAAUUCAUGGAUGAAUUAACGUUAAAUGCUUCAUUUGACAUAGCUGUGAGCUUAAGUAAACGAUUUGAUGUACCGGUUGUAUGCGUGCUGAGUCUGAGAGAUGUACCAGGGCUACCAAUAUCUGUUGUACAAGCAUUCAAAGCUUAUUUUCAACAAUAUUGCACCUAUCCACCGAUGAUCACCGUUGGAGUUAAUAAUGCUGUAACUGGUCUCGAAAUUCCAAAAGGUUUAUUUCGAUGGGGCAUCGAUAGUGAUUCGAGUGUAUUGGCCACAUGGCAUUCAUUUGGCUAUCCAAAUAAUCCUGGUUCAACAUUUUCUAAACCCGGUGGACUCUCAUUAAAGGAUCUAUUGAUCGUACCUGAAGCUGGUAUUGGUCUCGCAUUUGCAUUUCGUACGGAUAAUCAAGGUCCACCACAAUCAUUGUCUGAAAUUCAUCAAAAUCAUGAAAUUCUACGACAAUCGUAUCCAUCGGCCAGUGUAUUUUCAUCAUCGUUACAAUCUUUUCUCGAAGAUGUUUCUUCUCAUUCGUCUCAAUUAGAAUAUUUUGAUGGUGAUAUAUCUGAUACAUGGUUACAAGGUAUCGGAAGUGAUCCGAAACGCGUACAACAAUAUCAAGUUUUACAACGAGCAAUAUCUCGAUGCUAUGAUCAAAAUUUAUGUGAAUUUGAUAAUGAACAAUUAAUUAAUGCAAGUCGAUUUUUAAUCAAAAUUCCUGAACACACAUGGGGUUUACCUGGAGUAUACGACCAAAUCAAUUGGUCUAAUGAAAAAUUUCAUGCAGUUGUCAAAAGUAAUAAAAAUUAUAAUAAUUGUCGAUUGGCGUGGACUGAACAACGUGAAUUUUUCAAUUUAUAUUUACAAACGGUUGAAAAUCAUCCCUUAUACGAUAUUAUUCAAGAGGAAUUAACUCACGUAUUUACAAAUCUAAAACGUCCCAAUCUUGAGAAUUUUCAAGAGAUUAAUCCAAAUGAAGAUUAUUUUUUAUUUAAAACAUCAUCAGAACCAUUUCAUGUAUCAUUUGAUGACCAAUAUGGUUCAAUUAAACGUUUUUAUCGUGAUGAUAAAAUAUAUUGGACAACAGACAAAUAUCAAUUGGCAUCUUAUGUUUAUAUUACGUACAAUCAAACGGAUUUUGAUCAUUUGUCACACACAUAUGGAAUUCCAGCUUUUCCAGGUAUAUCCAAACCAAAUUCAACAGUUAAUGCUCAUCCACAAUCGGCUGUUUGGUUAACACAAGUACAAAAAUUUUAUCGUUCGAAGUUAGAUGAAAAUCAAUUUUUAACACAAAUGUUACUUGAUCAAGAGACAACUGUUAAUUAUGGUGGUUUUGGUGAAAUAUGGUUAAAUUAUACAUUUUUAGAUGAAACAACGUUACUUCUAGAAUGGUUAGGUUUAAAUAAAACGUCGACACGAUUAGGUGAAGCGUCAAUGAUUAAGUUUAUGUUGCCAAUGUCACCAACAUGUACGUUAAUUUUAUAUGAUAAUGAAAUCGAUGUACAAAAACCGGCAAAAAAUUCAUCCUUCUAUCAACGAGGUGUACAUGCAUUCAAAGACAUAGAUGAGUCAAUAAUAUUUAGUGUACAUUUUAGUUGUAAAACGAGUAUAUCCGAUGAUUGUUAUGUAACAUUAAAAGUGACAACAUUAGAUGCACCAAUUGCUUGUCCAAUUGUUCAAAAUCAACAACCUACCGCUUUACCAUUUCCAGCACCCGGUGAUGAUGAUCAAUUACCAUUAGACGGUAUGGCGAUCAAUUUACAUAAUAAUGUUUGGGAAACAAAUUAUAUUUUUUGGUAUCCAUUUGAAGAUGAUGAUCAGUCAUGGAGAGCAAGAUUUCUAAUAAAAUUUGAUGGCUCAUGUGUAUGA